AAUUUGAAUUUACCAAAUUCUCUUAUUGGGAUUGAUAAAAUCCUUACUAUUGGUAUUUUUUUAAUUAAAUAGUAGAAAAUUUUGUAAGGAUUAAAGUUGUAAAUUGUAAUAAUUUAGUGCUAAUUUGGUCAUAUUUCUUAAGCCAAAAAAAAAAAAUAAAAAAAUAUACUCUUUGGACUUACUUCAAAGUUGCCGAAGAAUAGGGGAUUUUAGAUGUUGGUAAGUGGUGAAUUCAACCUAUAAGUUAUGGCUGUUGCUGAUUUUCUGUGCCGGGCUGAGACAAGGAGAGUGUUAUGGGUAAUGGGAGGUGUUUUUGCAUUUUCUAUACUUUUUCAAUUUUGUGAACUUCCGUAUGGGAAUUUCAUAGGAUCUUUGUUUUCUAGAAUGAACUUCAAUAGAAUGAACUAUGUCAAUACACAAAUCAAUUUUACUGGUGGAUUUGAUGAGAAAAUCAGUAGAAGCGAUUCGUUUUUUUCGAUUGAAUCAAAGAAGAAUGAUGACAGUUCUGGAGUGGAAUUGCUGAAACCAAACACGAAUUUAGCACCACAAAGGGUUAUGGAAUUUGGGAAUAGAUUCAGAGGUAACAAUGGAAAUGUAGCUCCGGUGUUUGAACAACAAAAUAAAGAUGAUAAUAUUGUACCUCCACCAUCGAACACUGAAUCACCGCCAUCACCUCCACAAGUUGAUGAUAAUUUGAUUGUUCCUAUACCUUCUCCGACUGAUGAAAUAGCUGUUAUUGUUGUCCCUUUAAACUCGACGAAUGCCACUAUACACCUGAUGAAUUCACCAGCUCCCUCUGUUUCACAUAGGCGUGUUGACACCGAUGAUAAUUCGACUGUAUUGGCUAGUUCUCAUAAUCCGAAUGAAGCAACAGGGCUAUUAAGAAAUGAUCAUGCCUUGUCAGGGAAUGGCUCCACGAUGACCAAAAGAACUCCUGCUGCGAAAAAAGCGUCUUUGGAAGGUGUAGUGUCAAUAUCUGAAAUGACUAAUAUGUUGCUUCGGAGUAGUCACCCGUCAAACCUUUUAACGAAUCCGGCGUGGUCUUCAGCUGGUGAUAAAGAAUUGCUUAGUGCAAAAUCACAGAUUGAAACUGCACCUAACAAUAUCAGUGAUGUUGGCCUAUAUGCACCAAUUUAUCACAAUGUUUCAAAGUUUAAAAGGAGUUAUGAGUUAAUGGAACAGAAUCUCAAGAUUUACAUCUAUAAGGAGGGCAAGAGACCCGUAUUCCAUCAACCAAAGCUCAAGGGCAUCUAUGCUUCAGAAGGUUGGUUCAUGAAGCAGUUAAAAGCGAGCAAGGAGUUCCUCACCGAUGACCCAAACAAAGCACACCUGUUUUACUUGCCUUUUAGUUCUCAAACAUUGGAAGAAGUGGUGUACGUGCCUGGUUCUCACAGCUUCGAUAAAUUAAAAGCAUUUUUGAACAAGUACCUCGAUUUGAUCAAGGGAAGAUAUCCUUUCUGGAACAGAACACAAGGAGCUGACCAUUUUCUUGUUGCUUGCCACGACUGGGCCCCGGAAGAAACUAGGCGUGAGAUGGCCAAUUGCAUAAAGUCUUUAUGCAAUGCUGAUUUAAGAGAAGGAUUCAAGUUUGGCAAGGAUGCUUCUCUACCAGAAACAAACAUUGUCUCAAGUAAUCCCUCGAGAAGCCUUGGGGGAAAUCGUCCUAGCCAACGAAAAUUCCUUGCUUUCUUUGCUGGAAAUAUGCAUGGGUAUGUCCGUCCUAUUCUUUUAAAGUAUUGGCAAGACAAAGAUCCAACGAUGAAAAUCUAUGGCCGAAUGGACAACCAUGACUAUAUCCUCCACAUGAAGAGCAGCAAGUACUGUAUAUGCGCAAGAGGUCAUGAAGUGAACAGUCCACGAGUCGUGGAGUCCAUUUCCUACCAAUGUGUUCCUGUGAUCAUAUCUGAUAACUUUGUACCGCCAUUUUUGGAGACAUUGAACUGGGAAACAUUUGCUGUUUUCGUUCAAGAGAAGGACAUUCCCAAUCUCAAGUCUAUACUCGAAUCAAUCCCGCUAAGAAGGUAUCUGAACCUUUAUAACAAUGUGAUGAAGGUACAACAACAUUUCCUUUGGCACCCUCAACCAGUAAAGUAUGACACCUUUUACAUGAUACUUCAUUCUAUUUGGUAUAAUAGAGUUUUCCAGAUUGCAUCCUAGCAAGUUUUGGAUUUGCUCAUAUUGUAGCUUUUACAAGGAAGAAAAAAAAAGAACAUUAUUAUUAUUAUUUCGAUUGAUUGGUGCUAUUCCCAAUUUAA
This is a messenger RNA of Solanum lycopersicum (tomato), 2255 nucleotides long. Its product is annotated as probable glycosyltransferase At3g07620. Gene Ontology annotation, molecular function: glycosyltransferase activity. NCBI's taxonomy places the organism in Eukaryota, Viridiplantae, Streptophyta, Magnoliopsida, Solanales, Solanaceae. The record is from RefSeq and is a predicted model, not a curated record.